Messenger RNA from Chelmon rostratus (copperband butterflyfish), 5422 nucleotides. RefSeq names its product spalt-like transcription factor 2 (gene sall2). Bases 84 to 4340 code for a protein of 1418 amino acids. Gene Ontology annotation, molecular function: DNA-binding transcription factor activity, RNA polymerase II-specific; RNA polymerase II cis-regulatory region sequence-specific DNA binding. Gene Ontology annotation, biological process: regulation of transcription by RNA polymerase II. Lineage: Eukaryota; Metazoa; Chordata; Actinopteri; Chaetodontiformes; Chaetodontidae. The transcript is spliced from 4 exons. Gene Ontology annotation, cellular component: nucleus. The record is from RefSeq and is a predicted model, not a curated record.
GUUUCCAACAUGUGCGCAGGGAGACAGAAUAAAAGUUGUGUGUUGGCCAAUGCGCCCCUGCGUCGGUCCCAUCCUGCAGAAGCAUGUCCCGUCGGAAACAGAAACGACCCCAGCAGCUUAUGAGCCUGACCCUCGGUGCCUGUCGGAUACUUGAGCAUGAUGACAACUCGGCAGUGAAGUCACAAUCCUUUCCAUCUAUCCUGGAUUCUCCCUUGUACUCUCCAUCCUCCUCUCGUCAAAGCUUCCAGCUGCCCCUCGCACUCCGUUCAUCUCCCAAGGGCUCUCAGACCACCUUGCUGCCCACUGAGAGUCCACAGCUAUCCUCACCGAGCCAGCCCUCCCACCAGCCCCUCAAAGACCCACAGCCCUCUCCCUGUCCUGACUCUCCUUACUCUUCUCUCUCCUCCCAAACUCAAAAUCCACCUGCCCGCCAACUGUCGGGUUGCAAUCCUACAUCUUCUACAACCCACCCUUCCCGAAGCGCACACAUGGCCUCUCCCAAGUUGGGGCUGUCAGCCACAACCACCACCUCUUCUUCCUCCUCCUCAUCUUCUGCCUCACUAUGUCCUCCACCACACCCUGGAAGCCCCAGUCGUGUGCCUGAGGGUCCCCCAAGUCCUGUUACUCCCACUCCUAGUCCAGGAGUGACAUCUGCCUCAGCUGCGCCCUCUAGGGCCCAACUGAGUAUUGCCCUGAUCCUGGAGGAGCUCCGGGUGCUGCAGCAAAGGCAGAUCCACCAGAUGCAGAUAACAGAAGAGAUCUGUAGACAGGUGCUACGCCUCGGUGGAGCCUCCUAUGCCAUAGAGACACCUUCCCAGCAUCUCCUCCCUCCUCUGCCUCAGCUCUGCCUGGAGGGCAGGAAAAGGGCAGCCAGCCCAACUACUAAGCCAACUGCACCUCAGCCUUCCACCUCUGUGGCUCCUCUCCUGGCAUGUUUCUCCUCCCUGCUCCCUUCUCAGGCAGCCAACAAACCCACAAAGCCAAGUAGUUCCUUGUCUCAAAUACUGCAGCCCCACAAGUCCCAGAUUGAAGGAACAGGAGGAACUGCAGGGGCCCAUGGUUAUCUGAGAGUGAGUUCUAGAUCCUCAGCUCCCUCCACCUCUUCCUCCACUGCCAUCUCCAUGGCUUCCUCCACCUAUCCGCUUGCCCUGUCUUUAGCUUUGCCCAACCGCUAUCUUCAUGAGAAAUCUCCAAACACCACUUCAGUGAGUGGGCACAGUGGCCUGUCCUUCCUAAACUCAUCCCUCUCCACACCAGUAUCUAUGGUCCCAAACUCCCAACAUGCUUUGCAGUCUGUCUCUGGAGGAGCAGACUCUUCCUCUGCAUCCAGUUCCACUACUACUGGCCGCCUCCAACAUGCCUGUCGCUUUUGUGGAAAAAUGUUCAGUAGUGACUCUUCCCUACAGAUACAUCUACGCUCACACACAGGGGAACGGCCCUACCAGUGUCCAGUGUGCCUCAGCCGCUUCACCACACGGGGCAACCUCAAGGUGCACUUCCUACGCCACCGUGAGCAAAACCCAGAGCUCUCACUUUCACUUCUGCCACCUUCUUUGUUUGGGGUAGCAUUAGGGUCCACAGCGGGGUCAGAUAUGGGACAGACCAUGACCAGUGGUAGCAGUACUAGUGGCAUGAAUAUGAUACAGAAGAAGCCAAAAAGCAGGUCUGAGGAUGAAACAUGUGGAGAUCAUCUGGAUGUUAGUGGUACAAGUGCAGGCUUUUCUUUGGGGGGCUCUGGAGGAUCUACACCUUCUACCCUACCCCUGGCCCCUAGUGUGGAUCUGGCUUUGAUUUCCCACUCUCUCCUGCAGCUCAAUAGGGCUGCAGCUGUUGCCGCUGCGGCCUCUAUCACCUCCGGCUCGUCCCACUCAUCCGCCUCUUCAGCCUCCACCUCUUCUCUGGCUACCUCCUUCCUCUCCAACCCAUCCUUGUCUUCGUCUUCCACCAUCACAGAGUUAUUCAAAGGUGCCAAGCAGCAGCACUUUGAUGAGAACACACCACCUCAUGCCCCAAUGCUUUCUCCUGCAGCCUACUCCCAGCUAGCCCACCUGCCGAAGCUCCUUUUUCCAUCUGUCUCCACUUCUUCCUCUACCACUGUUGCACACUCAUCCAUCUACAAUCAUCCAGCCUUGGGCUUGCUACAUACCCCACUACUCUCUACUCCAGGCUCCCACCAACUUGCUUCUUCCAGCCAUUCUCAGCUUUCUUUCCCUUUCUCUUCCUUUCCUAAAGGUCCACCCACCACCACUCCAUCCUCCCUGCCUUCCUCAAUUGCUACCUCCACUCCUACAUCUGAAACCUCCAAGCUGCAGAGGCUGGUGGAGAAGCUAGAGAAAGCUCCUCCCCGCUCCUCUUCUCCCUGGACUUCUUCCUCUACUUCCUCCUCCAUGCUGGAGAUGUUAUCUAGCAGGACCACUACCUCUUCAGCAAGUCCAGCCAACAGCCGUUUCACAAAUGCCAGCACUUCUACCACCUAUGUCAUGGCGUCCCCACCAUCUUCGACUCUUGUCUCCACUUCUGUUUCAAACUUCACCCAUGACAUGGUUGCUGCCCUAGGCAUGAAUGCCAAUGGAGCAAGGGCCAUGGCGGGGGGCUUGCUACCAUCACUAAGCAUCACAGGUCCAGCUGGCAACCUGACAAACAAUCAGUGUGGUGUGUGUCUACGGGUGCUGAGUUGUCCCAGAGCACUGCGUCUACACCAGGCUACACAUCUUGGAGAACGGCCUUUCCCGUGUAAGAUAUGUGGCAGAUCCUUCUCUACCAAAGGCAGCCUGCGGUCACAUCUGGCCACCCAUCAUGCCCGACCACCGAAUGCACGUGUCCAGAACUCUUGCCCACUGUGCCAGCGUAAGUUCACUAAUGCCCUUGUGCUCCAGCACCACAUCCGUAUGCACCUUGGUGGACAGUUGCCCACAGAUGGCACAGAGGAUUCUCCACAAGAGAUGCCAGCAGAAUCUAAUGCCAAAUCCUUGUCACAAACUCAAUCCCAGUCCACUGAGCCAAACGCUGCCCCUAGUAAAACACCUCCUCUUGCAGGCCACUCUAAGAGCCCAGCACCAAGUUCAAAAUUUCAAACUUCAGCAGUUGGCUCAGUCCCUGUUUCUGGCAGUAUGAAAUCAGUUGAGCUCGACAAAAAUCCCAGCAAGUCUGGGUCCUCCAGCCCAGACCUCAUCCCCCCCUCUGACCUUAGUCCUGACCCCUUCAUGAAUCCUACCACACAAACUCCACCACCAGGCAGUGUAGACCCCCCUGUCCUUUGUGUCAGUGCCCCCUUGACAGCUUCUCAGCAGACAGACCAAGCAUCCCCAGUUGAAAAAAACAACCAAGUUGAACAGCAGGCCACUGUUGAUGUUCCUGUUCCUAAAGCCACCCCCCCACCAAUUUCCUCCACUGUUACCAAAACGACAGUGUCAUCUAAUGCUAUGGCAGUGGACUGUGGAGAAGAUGAAGCAUCCACCUCCUCUGAUGCCUUCCUUGGAUCCAGAUCAAACCUGGAGGACUUACAAAGCACACCUGCCCUAGGUACCCCCUUUGCUUUGACUGGUCCCAGUACCUCCUCUAACCCCAUCCUGAGUCAAGAUGUUCUGAAUGUUAAUGCAGUUGCAACCUUGGAAUCAGAUUCAGUCUCCCCAAGGCUCCCAUCACCAGAACCCAUGGAAGAAGACAAAGACCAGUCUCCUCCACCAGCAACACCAAAGCAAGACCAAGCAACUGUGCCUGAUGAGGACCCCAAAAUGACGUCUACUUUGGAGACUGUUGAUACUACUGGUGCUGAAGUAAAGGGUGCAUCCCAGAGAGCUGCCACUUUUGUAAGGGAGACGCGUCAGAGCUUUCAUUUUGGUUCAUAUGGGAGGGAAGACCGGGUGGAAGGUGUUAAAAUUAGUGGAUUGGCUCCAAGUGAAGAACUGGAUGCUUCUGUCCCCCUCAGCCUCGCCCCAACCCUCCCAUCUCCAAUGUCUCGUCCUGAGAAAAAGACUUAUUGCUGUGCUGAGUGUGGAAAAGAGUAUGCUAGUCGCAGUGGACUGAAGGGGCACAUGAAGCACCAUGGUGUGGUAACUAAAACAACACGUCCACCAGCCCGGAGUAGUCGUUCCUCCACUGACCAACUUUCCUCUUCUACAUCUAUGACUUCCUUGAACAUUCCUGCCACCAGGAGCUCAGUAGGCUUCUGGAAUCAGUACCAAGCCUUCCUCAGCACCAGUAACGAGCCAAAUGAUGAUCCAACCGCUGGCAGCCCAGGAGAGAAUGAGUCAGCACGGUCUGCAAAAUCACCUGUUCGGUCUCAGAUGGAUCCAAGAGCCCCUGAUGAAGCAGGGGAAGAGUCUAGUGAAGGUUCAUAACUCGAGUGAACAUGACUGGUUGGAUAAUGUUCUUGUGUUUUCAAUCAAUGUUUACCUUUUGGUGAAACUGUAUGGGCAUUUCCGUAGUUCUGCUUCCUUAACACAUUUCAAGUCAGUUUGAUAGUCAGAGUAAUAUGUUUGUAUGUGAAAGUUGUGAGUCAACCAGCUUGGUCUUGUCUGAAAAAAAAGAAAGCUAAUGUACAAAUAAAGCUAAAAAUAAUCAAGAAGUAACAAAUUGAGUCCAGUUUUUACUGGAUUUGAUAAAAAGUGACACUACCUUUGUCUGGCUGAAGUUGUUAAUAGUUUGAUGCACAUUCUAAUAAAAAAAAGAGUAUCUCUGUUGUAUCAAUGUUUCGUAUCAGACCUGGGUCAAAUAGUUCUCACUUUUUUCCAGUAUUUGCAGAUUUUUUUGAUAUUACCAGAUAAUCAGACAAAUUUGAUAUUAGAUAAUAAGUCACAGAGAAUUACACCAAAUUAAUAGUUUCAAAUAAUUUUGUCAGUGUGUAAACAUUUUGGGACUCAUCGUGUUGUGCCAUUUACCAAAUCUGAUCCAACUGGCACCAAAGGAGGACCAUGCUAACCAAAAUAAAAUGGCUUUGCAAAUGCUGCCUGACCUAGGUCUGUUUCAUAUGUAAAGAUUCUUUCCUUCAGUUACAGAGGAAAAUGACAUAAACGAGAAAAAUACUUGUUUUGCUUACCUAACUUACCUUACUUUGUUUUGCAAAGCAAAACUUUGUUUUGCAAGAGCAAACAAGGCCAAGCAACUGAAUGUGUUUCUGUGGGGAAUAUUAAGUCUUUCGUCCCCUAUCUUGUGGUUCAGAUAAACUUCUCACUCAUGUCAUUGUGGUUUACUUUUCACUCUAUUGUCCUGUCCAACCAGAAGCACAGCUGCAGUGUUUGUAAACCCAGUGAGGACGUUAUCUUGUGUGUGACCUUUGAACUUCAGCUUUGUGAUUAUGAUUGUUGUUUGGUCCAAAAGUAAUAUCUGUAAAACUUUUUCAGUUACUAAAACUCUACUAUAUAUAUAUCAGAAGUCUAUGUCUGUUUGUUGUAAGCUGUACUUUCAGUAUCUCCAUAUUAAA